AUGUCGCGUGACUGCCACCUCCAGCUGCCAGCGGUGACCUGGGUGCUGCUGCUGGUGAUGACAGCUUUUGCCAUGGAGUGCCCCAAGAUCAAGGUGGGGACAUGCAAGGACUGCAUCCAGUCCGGUCCCGGCUGCGCCUGGUGCAAGAAACCGAGUUUCACCAAAGCCGGCGAGCCAGACUCGAUCCGCUGUGACACCAUCGAGCAGCUGCAGCAGAGGGGAUGCCCACACAAUGAGAUUGAGUUUCCAGGCAAUGAUAUUACAAGGACACAGAACAGACCCUUAAGCAAUGACACACAGCUGACUCCCCAGGAGGUGCACCUGAAACUGAGGAUAGGCCAGCCCGCUGUAUUUGAGGUGAAGUUUCGCCGGGCCAUGGGAUACCCCAUAGAUCUCUACUACCUCAUGGACCUCUCCUACUCCAUGCUGGAUGACCUGGAGAAGGUGAAGAAGCUGGGAGGGGAGCUGCUCAGGGCACUGGAGAGCACCACCCCUUCUCGCCGCAUAGGGUUUGGCUCCUUUGUGGACAAGACAGUGCUGCCCUUCGUGAACACACACCCCGAGAAGCUGCAGAACCCCUGCCCCAACAAGGACAAGCAAUGCCAACCUCCCUUCGCCUUCAAGCACAUCCUCUCACUGACCGACAACGCCAAGAAGUUCGAGAGUGAAGUGGGGAAGCAGUUUAUCUCGGGGAACCUGGAUGCCCCAGAGGGGGGGCUGGAUGCCAUGAUGCAGGCAGCGGUGUGCGGCGACUUGAUCGGCUGGCGCAAUGUGACCCGCUUGCUGGUGUAUGCUACCGAUGACGGCUUCCACUUCGCUGGUGACGGCAAGCUCGGGGCCAUCCUGACCCCCAAUGAUGGCCAGUGCCACUUGGAGGACAACAUGUACAAAAAGAGCAAUGAGUUUGACUACCCGUCUGUUGGCCAGCUGGUCCAGAAACUUGCUGAAAACAACAUUCAGCCCAUUUUUGCUGUCACCAGUAAGAUGGUGGAUGUCUACAAGAAACUCAGUGAGAUGAUCCCAAAAUCAGCAGUGGGAGAGCUGAACGAGGACUCCAGCAACAUCAUUGAACUCAUCCAGGUGGCCUACAAUAACCUCUCCUCGCGGAUCAUCCUGGACCACUCCACCCUGCCAGAUGUCCUGGAUGUCAAAUAUGACUCCAUAUGCAGUAAGGACAAGGUCAUCUUGGACGAAGCAAGAGGGCAGUGCGACAAUGUCAAGAUCAAUGAUGAGGUCAUCUUCAAAGUGAAGGUCACGGCCAAGGAGUGCAUCAAAAGCCAGUCCUUCACCAUCCGGCCGCUGGGCUUCACAGACACUCUCACCGUCCACCUGGACAGCAACUGCAACUGCAACUGCAACGAGCAGCCCGACCCAACUGCCUGCAGUGGGAAAGGCAGCAUCAUCUGUGGGAUCUGCAGCUGCAAUUCAGGCUACACAGGGAAGAACUGUGAGUGCGAAACCAAAGGCAAGACCAGCAAGGAGCUGGAGGGCAGCUGCCGGAAGGACAACAGCUCCGUCAUCUGCUCAGGGCUGGGGGACUGUGUGUGUGGGCAGUGCAUCUGCCACACCAGUGAUGUGCCCGACAAGCAGAUCUAUGGCACCUUCUGUGAGUGCGACAACAUGAACUGCGAGUUUCACAACGGCUCCCUCUGCGGCGGCAAAGACCGCGGGAGAUGUGACUGUGGGGAGUGCAAGUGCUUGCCCGAGUACCAGGGCAGCGCCUGCCAGUGCAAGAAGUCGACGGACGGCUGCUUGAACAUCCGUGGCAACGAGUGCAGCCACCGCGGGACCUGCCACUGCAACCGCUGCCAGUGCCGGGGGGGAUACCAGCCCCCCUUCUGCCAGGAGUGCCCCGGCUGCCCCUCACCCUGCGGCAGAUAUGUCUCCUGUGUGGAGUGCAAGGCUUUCCUGAGCGGCCCCUUUGAGAAGAACUGCUCCCAGGCCUGCCCCAACAUCCAGGUGGCUGAGCAGUUGACAGGGGUGAGCAGGCAGUGCAGGGAGAAGGACUCCCACAACUGCUGGAUCUCCUUCCGCAUGGUCCAGGAAGACGGCGAGGAGAUGUACACUGUCAUCGUCGAUAGAAAAAAAGAGUGCCCGGAGCCUCCCAACAUCGCGCUGAUCGUGGGAGGCACCAUUGCCGGCGUGGCCCUCAUCGGCCUUGUGCUCCUGCUGAUCUGGCGGCUCUUGACGGAGCUGUUUGACCGCCGGGAAUACCGCCGGUUCGAGAAGGAGAAGUCCAAGGCCAAGUGGAACGAUGCUGAUAACCCCCUCUUCAAGAGUGCUACCACCACGGUUGUGAAUCCCAGGUUCAAUGGGCAAUGA
This is a messenger RNA of Aptenodytes forsteri (emperor penguin), 2322 nucleotides long. It is a transcript of the gene ITGB2, whose product is annotated as integrin subunit beta 2. Lineage: Eukaryota; Metazoa; Chordata; Aves; Sphenisciformes; Spheniscidae. Gene Ontology annotation, cellular component: integrin complex; focal adhesion; cell surface. Gene Ontology annotation, molecular function: integrin binding; amyloid-beta binding. Bases 1 to 2322 code for a protein of 773 amino acids. Gene Ontology annotation, biological process: cell migration; integrin-mediated signaling pathway; cell adhesion mediated by integrin. The transcript has 15 exons. The record is from RefSeq and is a predicted model, not a curated record.